This is a messenger RNA of Boleophthalmus pectinirostris (great blue-spotted mudskipper), 2685 nucleotides long. RefSeq names its product hypermethylated in cancer 1 (gene hic1). Lineage: Eukaryota; Metazoa; Chordata; Actinopteri; Gobiiformes; Gobiidae. Gene Ontology annotation, biological process: regulation of transcription by RNA polymerase II. The coding region runs from base 132 to 2381 and encodes 749 amino acids. Gene Ontology annotation, cellular component: nucleus. The transcript has 2 exons. Gene Ontology annotation, molecular function: RNA polymerase II cis-regulatory region sequence-specific DNA binding; DNA-binding transcription factor activity, RNA polymerase II-specific; protein binding. The record is from RefSeq and is a predicted model, not a curated record.
CGACAAGAAAUUCAUAUCAAUUAAUAAGAUAAAAAAAAAGCGCUGGCAGACGCGCUCGGAAAACUGGCAUGGUUUUUGGAGGCUGGCAGUUAAAGCUCAAACGUCAGAUAUGAGUUCUGGAGAGUGCUGAGAUGAUCAUUAAGGGAGACUUGGAGCGUAUGGCAGAAGACAUCGGGCAUGCAGGUGCUGGACUGAAGACGAUGCUGGAUGCCAUGGAAGUUCCAAGUCAUGCGAGGGAUCUUCUCCUGCAGCUCAACAGCCAGCGCACCAAGGGCUUUCUGUGCGAUGUCAUCAUUGUGGUGCAGAACGCACUCUUCCGAGCUCACAAGAACAUUUUGGCUGCCAGCAGCCACUACUUGAAAUCACUAGUGGUGCAUGACAAUCUCAUCAACCUCGACCAUGAGAUGGUGAGUCCAGGGGUCUUCAGGGUCAUUCUGGACUAUAUAUACACUGGCCGUCUUAGUGAAGGGGACCCCACCUCUCCAUCUGAACCCAGUCUAGGGGCUGUGCUAGCCGCAGCUAGCUACCUACAGCUCCUUGACUUAGUGGCCUUGUGUAAAAAGAAGCUAAAAAGGAAUAGCAAGUAUCUGCCCCGUCCAAGUCCAGCAUUUCUGCCCUAUCCUAAGAUGGGUCCUAGUAUGGGGUUGAGUGGCCGCUAUCGCGUUUCUACUCCUGUCAUUCAGCCAUGUCCUCCAGGAGGAAUGGUAAACAGCCUUGGCCCUCGACCACCUCCACUAGAGGAGCUUGUUCCACAUCGCCUGGGCAUCCACACAGGAGAACUGUAUGCCCCCACUUCCACACAGCCAUCUCAGGUGUUUCCUUCCUCUCCCAGCGGCCUGCCUGCUCCAUUGGGCCUACGCUCAGCCCACCCAGACACAAACUGCUCCCCAAUGUUCGGCCUGGACCUCACCAAGAAAAGCCCUAGCUCACAGUCGCAGCACACGCCCACCCAGUCCCAUCUGGUUAGCUCUCACAAUGAGGAGGAGAGAGAUGGCACUUUGAGCGGACACACCAGCCCCAUGCGUGGAAUCAAUGGACAAGCCUCCUUUCCAUCAGAUAAACUAGAGCCCAGUGACCAGACAGGCACUCUCUCUCCCCCUCCUUUCCCCCAUCUAAACCAGCCUCUGGGCCCCCACCUGCCUCAUCUGCACCGCUCCACUUCCCAAGCCAAUGAGCGCUUCCCAUGUCCAUCCAGCCCUGGUACCCCGACAGAGGGGGCAGAGACUGGCAGAGAGAUGGGCAACAUCUACCGUUGGGUCAAACAUGAGCCUGUUUCAUAUCCAGGUGAAGAUGAAGAUGAGGAGGAUGAUGAUGAAGCAGGUGAAAAUGGAGAGCAGCAUCACAGCCAUCACAAAGUGGGAGAGGAGAGUGAAGGAGCAGAGGACAAGAGUGGCUCAGGGACUGAGGAGACAGGCAGCAGUGAAGGCCGUCCCUCUCCAACAGGACCUAUGGGCAGGUUCCACAUGCCUUAUGAGCCCGAGAGCUUUGGGGACAAUCUGUAUGUUUGCAUUCCCUGUGAUAAAGGCUUCCCCAGCUCAGAGCAGCUCAAUGCACACGUGGAGACACACACAGAAGAAGAGCUGUACAGCAAUUCCGUUGGAGACAUGGUGAACGGCAAUAACAGCUGCACCAAAAACAAUAGCAGUAAUAUGAAUGGCUAUGCAGGUCUCAAUAACAGCAGUUUGUCUCACCUGGAGAAUAAGUCCAGUCAAGGAGCAGGGGGCAUAGGAGAUAUGAUUCGACCCUAUCGCUGCUCCUCCUGUGAUAAGUCCUACAAAGACCCUGCCACUUUGAGACAACAUGAGAAGACCCACUGGCUAACCAGGCCCUACCCGUGCAGUAUUUGUGGCAAGAAGUUCACGCAGCGCGGCACCAUGACUCGCCAUAUGCGCAGCCAUCUGGGCCUGAAGCCCUUUGCCUGUGACUCCUGUGGCAUGAGGUUUACCAGGCAGUACAGGCUCACCGAGCACAUGAGGAUUCACUCCGGGGAGAAGCCCUAUGAAUGCCAGGUCUGUGGGGGGAAGUUUGCCCAACAGCGUAACCUUAUCAGCCACAUGAAGAUGCACAGCAGUGGGGGGGCAGCAGGGGGUCUCACUGUGGAUGGCAAACUGAAGCUGGACUUUCCUGAGGGUAUUUAUCCCCUGACUAAAUACACAGCAGAGCACCUGGGGCUGAAGCAGGAGAAGGCCAGUGAGCUCCUCCUACAGGCGCAGCAGCAGCUAGUGGCCGAUGCAAAGGCCUUAGAGAGUCUGUAUCCCCUGUCCAAACUGGCCUCAGAGCACCUCGGACUACCCCCGGACAAGAUGGAUGUGCUGGGACCACCACUGCCCCCUCAGGCCAUCUCUGACAAUCGCACCAUCGACCGCUUCUCCCCCAGUUAAGACCUUACUCAAAGGACUUCAACAUUAGUAAGUCUUCAUACACAGCAGUAUUGUGACACUGUUCACCUCAGUAUUUUGUACACCUCAGACUCAGGCCUGACGCCUGUUGGCCUGCCAGUGCACACCCCACCAUAGGUGCCUUUAUGUGUAUCUAGUGUAACUAAACUUUUACUGCAUAAGCACUGUGCCUUUCAAUGACCAAAGAACACUUUUCAUGCUCAUGUACAGUGUGCAGCAAAGACCACUAUUCCAGCAAUUGAGCCAAAGCAACAGGUUGAAAACCAAAAUAAAGUUGUCCUAUUUA